AUGGCGUUCAAGCACCUUCUAGCUGCUGCCGCAGCAGCUACAGCCUCUGUCAUCGAACUACCAGUUCGUAUUGAGGACAGCUACGCCUCCGUAGAACUCUCGGCCGGCAUGCCUCCCGAGCCUUACCGCCUGCUCUUCGACACCGGCUCCUCAACCACCUGGUUUACUUCUGCCGCCUGCACAGAAUCCUCCUGUCCCAACCCUCGCCCCUACAACCGCACUAUCUACUCCGCCAACGCCUCCUCCACCUCCCGAGAUCUCCACUCUUUCUCCCGUAUCCCCUACAUCGACGGUGAUGGCAUCGCCGGCGCCGCAACCCUCGACGUCUUCUCCACCAGGGAUGGUAGUUUCGAGUGGAACCAGACCUUCCUGUCCACGAACGAGAGUAGCUGGCGUUGGAUCACGGCUGAUGGCUUUUUGGGGCUGGGGUUCAGUAGCAUUGCAGAGACUAACACGUCUUCGCUUGUCGAGACCCUGCUUUGGAAUGGGCAAUUAGAUGAGCCGCGUUUCGGCUUGUUCUACGGCACCAACCUCAAGGACUCUGGAAGCCAAAACGGCGUCCUGACUAUCGGCGGCAGCGAGGAAGAGAAAUACGUCGACGGCGACGUCGUAUACGCGCCAUUGAGGAAAGAGGAUCCAUACCAGCUCUGGCGCGCACCCCUGCGCUCCGUCAACGUCCUGGUCGCAGGCCAGCAGAACAGCACCAUCACGAUGAAGACCGGCUCGCUGCCCGACACGACUGACGCUGAAGGCAUCUGGUCACACGCCAACGUCACAUGGAGCAUGUACGGCUCCGGCGCCGCCGUCUUCGACACCGGCGCAGGCCGCGUUUCCGUCCCGGACGAGAUCAUCGACGCCGUGUACUUCAAUCUCGGAUGGAACGUGACCAAGCUUAUGAACGGCGAGGAGCGCAUGGAUUGUCAGCAUCUCAAUGCCUCGUGGGCUAUUUCAUUCACGCUGGGUGAGGGUGCUGAGGAAGAUGAUGUGAGUUUCAGUAUCAGGGGUGAUGAAUUUACGAAGCCGGGAGCGCAGUGCAUGCCCCCUAUCGACAACAGCGGACAAAACGGGUUCGCUUUGAUCGGAGCGGUGUUCUUGCAGAGAUAUUACACUGUGUUUGACUUUGGCGCGAGCAAAGUGGAAGAGUACGCACCGAAGAUUGGGUUUGGGCGGCUGAAGAGGGAGUGGGAUUAUUUGUACCAGUGA
This is a messenger RNA of Macroventuria anomochaeta, 1203 nucleotides long. RefSeq names its product acid protease. Gene Ontology annotation, molecular function: aspartic-type endopeptidase activity. Lineage: Eukaryota; Fungi; Ascomycota; Dothideomycetes; Pleosporales; Didymellaceae. Gene Ontology annotation, biological process: proteolysis. Gene Ontology annotation, cellular component: fungal-type vacuole. The record is from RefSeq and is a predicted model, not a curated record. Bases 1 to 1203 code for a protein of 400 amino acids. The transcript is spliced from 3 exons.